This is a messenger RNA of Fusarium odoratissimum NRRL 54006, 1517 nucleotides long. RefSeq lists its product as uncharacterized. NCBI's taxonomy places the organism in Eukaryota, Fungi, Ascomycota, Sordariomycetes, Hypocreales, Nectriaceae. The transcript has a single exon. Bases 228 to 1457 code for a protein of 409 amino acids. The record is from RefSeq and is a predicted model, not a curated record.
CUUCUCAACCUCUAUUCUUUCACGGACCUCGAAGGACCAGAUUCGCCAUUCUUUUUUCUUGUACUUUUUUGUACUUCACUUUCAUUCCAACAUUCACUUUCGUUCAGAGCCUUGACGGCCGUUCAAUUCAAACAAUCACUCUUUACAACUUUACAUCUGGUCCUAGAGACUCUCACGAAGCAACUUCUUCAAAUUCUACCCAAAUUUAAGACUUAUCUACCGCAAAAAUGAAGAACGCCGCCGCUAUUCUUACUCUUCUUCCCCUCGUCGCCGCCCACGGCUUCGUCAAGUCUCCUCCUCCCCGCAAGCCCGGCAACGCCUUCAAGGCUGCUUGCGGCGAGCAGCCCUUCUACCAGCAGAGCGCCGACAUCAACGGCAACGUCCAGGGCAUCAAGCAGGUCGUCGGAUCCAACUUUGACGCCAAGGAUUGCAACCUCUGGCUGUGCAAGGGCUUCCAGUUCGACGACAACAAGGACAAUGUCCAGAGCUAUAAGCUCGGUGAGAAGAUUGACUUUGACGUCAACAUUGCUGCUCCUCACACCGGUUACGCCAACGUCUCCGUUGUCAAGACCUCCACUGAUAAGAUGAUCGGAGAGCCUCUUAUCGAGUUUGAGAACUAUGCUGCCAACGCUGGUCUCAACCUCAACAACACUGCCUUCAGCGUCACUCUUCCUGAGAGCCUGGGUGGUGAGUGCACCAAGGCUGGAGACUGUGUUCUCCAGUGGUUCUGGGAUGCUCCUGAUAUCGACCAGACCUACGAGUCCUGCGUUGACUUUGUCGUCGGCGCUGGCUCCGGCUCCGGAUCUGGUUCCACCAAGCCUUCUUCCGCUGCCUCUGCUGCCCCCGUCGCUACCUCCGCCCCUGCCGCUGAGAAGCCCGCCACCACCCUCGAGGCCGUCGCUGUUACUUCUUCCGUCCUCGGCCCCGUCUUCGAGAGCGUGACCACCGCCGUUCCCGAGCCCACCGCCGCUGCCCCCGACGCCGGCGACGACGAGGACUGCGAUGACGAGGAGCCCGUUGAUGAGGGUGACGAUGAGGACUGUGAUGACGAGGACGAGCCCACCCCCUCUGCUGCCGCUGAGACUGGUGAUGACGAGGACUGUGACGAGGAUGAGGAGCCCGAGACCGGUGAUGAUGAGGAGUGCCCUGCCGACGAUGGUGAUGAGUACGACACCCAACCCGCGACACCCAGCAACACGGCCCAAGGAAUCUCCGCAGCCGCUAACACCGCCGCAGUUACUAAGACCCAGAACAACGCUUACCCCGUGCCUAAGCCCACUGGAAAGAGCUCAUCUGACAAGACUGGAUCCGGCUCCAAGGGCUCCAACAACGACGCUGGUAGCAACAACAACUAUGGCAAUGCCGGCAGCAACACUGUCGUGACUUCAUAUGUUACUGUUGCUGCUGAGACCCACUACGUCACCGUCACUGCUGACGCUCCUGCUUGCACUGCUUGAGUGUAAGUGAUGUGUGUGUACAGCUUCUUGGGGAUGUUGUUUGUUUUCUUGGAAGGGGUA